AUGAACGUGGAGAAUAAAAUUGAAAUGAACAUAACUUUCUUGUCGCCUGUUACACCCACCGAUCUCAAGCGCCAAUCCCUCGUUUUCUCUUAUCUCAAUGUUGAGGUCUCUUCUCUUGAUGGCCAGAAGCAUAAUGUGCAGGUCUAUGCGGAUAUCUCUGCAGAAUGGGUAUCGGGCGACCGAAAUGCCAUUGCAGAAUGGGAGUAUGGUACCACUGAUGGUGUUGCCUACCACAAGGUAUACCGACAGACUCAACUGGCCUUUUCUGAAAAGAACGAGCAGGGUGAAUGGGGUAACUGGUACUGGGCCACCGACGAUUCGAAAGGCAUGACACACCAGUCUGGUGCGGCUACCGACGUCCGUGGUCAGUUCACGAGAAGUGGGAAACUCAUCAAUGGCGGCGACACCAACUUCCGGGCUAUUUCUUCCACCUGGCCUGUCUUUGGAUUCUCAUCUGAUCUGGGCUUAAUCGACUCCACGCCUGUCAGCACACUCUUCUCUCUUGGUCUGACACAGGAUGAAGCCGUUCAAUACGAAGGUGCUUCAAAUUACGCCCCGGUCCCGUCCUUGUGGAAGAGCUAUUUCGAUACCGAGUUGGCUGCUCUUUCAUUCUUCCACCAGGAUCAUGCCGAAUCGAGCAAUCUUGCAAGCUUUUUCGACAGCAAGGUGGCUCAAGAUUCAAUCGCCACAGCUGGCCAAGACUACCUCACUAUUACUUCGCUCUCAGUUCGACAGGCAUUCGGUGCUACCCAACUCUGUGGUACAAAGAAUCAAACCUAUCUGUUCCUGAAGGAAAUUUCUUCUGACGGCAACAUGAACACUGUGGAUGUUGUCUUCCCAGCCUACCCGAUUUUCUUAUACGCCAACCCCGAACUCCUGAAGCUAGUUCUUACUCCUCUGUUUGAGAACCAGGAGGCUGGGAAGUACCCAAACAAAUAUUCUAUGCACGAUCUAGGCUCGGCUUACCCUAAUGCCACAGGUCACUCUGAUGGCAAUGACGAGAAAAUGCCACUAGAAGAGUGCGGAGAUAUGCUCAUCAUGUCUUUGGCAUAUGCGCAGAAGUCGGGUGACUCUGACUUUUUAAAUAACCACUACGCUCUUCUCAAGCAGUGGACCAGUUAUUUAGUUGAAGACUCGCUUUACCCUGCAAAUCAGAUCUCAACGGACGACUUUGCUGGCUCCCUAGCCAACCAAACCAACCUCGCACUCAAGGGCAUGAUCGGUAUUCAGGCCAUGGCAGUUAUCGCAAACCAGACUGGCCACACUGCUGACGCUGCUAAUUACUCGAGCAUCGCCAAAGACUACAUCACUCAGUGGCAGGACCUGGCAAUUGCUAAGAAUGCUAAUCCUCCCCGAACGACCUUGUCGUACGGCGACACCGCUAGCCAUGGUCUGCUCUACAAUAUCUUCGCCGAUGCCCAGCUGGGCCUGAAUCUUGUUCCACAGUCUGUCUAUCAGAUGCAGAGCGACUUCUACCCAACUGUUGCGAACAAGUACGGUGUGCCUCUAGAUACUCGUCACACAUACACGAAAGGUGACUGGGAGUGCUUUGCAGCAGCGGUCAGCUCAGUCAAUACUCGGACCAUGUUCAUCAAGGAUCUCGCCACCUGGAUCAACGAGACGCCGACAAACCGACCCCUGACUGAUCUAUACGACACCAUUUCAGGAAACUACCCCCAAAACACCUUCAUCGCUCGCCCCGUCAUUGGUGGUUCAUUCGCUCCUCUCAUUGUCAGCUAG
This is a messenger RNA of Penicillium digitatum Pd1, 1740 nucleotides long. It is a transcript of the gene gta1, whose product is annotated as glutaminase GtaA. Gene Ontology annotation, biological process: carbohydrate metabolic process. Lineage: Eukaryota; Fungi; Ascomycota; Eurotiomycetes; Eurotiales; Aspergillaceae. The record is from RefSeq and is a predicted model, not a curated record.